Molecule: messenger RNA, 774 nt
Organism: Triticum turgidum subsp. durum (durum wheat)
Lineage: Eukaryota; Viridiplantae; Streptophyta; Magnoliopsida; Poales; Poaceae
Source: the annotation of a GenBank genome assembly
AUGAGCUGCUGCUGGUUCUUGGUCUUGGCCGGGGUGUGGUGGCUGCCACCGAUGCUCGUGCUGGCCGAGGACCAGCAGGGGGGAGACUGCUCGGCCAUGAAGUGCGGCAACGUCAGCAUCUUUCAUCCGUUCUCGCUCACCGACAGAGAGACGGGAAGAUCAUGCGGUCCUGAUCCCUACCCGGACUUCGAUGUCGCUUGUAUCAACAACAGUGUUCCCGCUCUACGGAGCUCCAUACCCCUCAACCAGGGCUUUGAAAUCCUCAAUAUCUCCUACCAGGAACGCAGCUUGUAUGCAGUUGAUAUGGGCAAGCUGGGCGUGUUGCAAGCCCCGGACAAGUGCCGUGCGGUGUUCUAUAACACCUCGGUCAAACUGAACAGCCCGUUCAGGAUCGCCCCCGUCAACCUGCACAUCAUCCUGUACAACUGCACGGAGGAGGAUGGAGCAGCGGCCGCGGCACGUCGGAACACAGAGCUGGUGGAGACGAGAGUGAGGUGCUGGAACGAGUGGGAGGUGCUUGCCCGCACGGGAGUGCCUCACGACGUGACCGGGAACUACAGCGGCUACGCUUUGGAUGGCUGCCGUGCUAUCGUCGUGCCUAUGCUGGCCUCGUCGCCGGGGGCCAGUGCGAGCGACUACGAGCAGCUCAUGAGGGAUGGCUUCCUGUUGACAUGGGAGCUCCCCCAUCUUGCACCUGCACCUGCACCUAGGAUAUCGAACGAGCCUCCUCCCCCUGCACGUAAGUUCAGUUCACCACGUCAAAUCAUCUGUUAA